AGAAGCAGCCGUUUUGACUAUGGCUUGUUUGUUCCUGUAAUCUUUGAGUAUGUUACAUUUCAUUCUACUAGAAUCAAAUUGUCUGAAACUACGAGUGACGAAACAUGUCUCAGUCCGGUGAAAAAGUGAAGUUUUCCGACUCAGCAGGCUAUGUGGGAUUCGCUAAUCUGCCCAACCAGGUUCACAGGAAAUCUGUGAAGAAGGGCUUUGAAUUCACGCUCAUGGUGGUUGGUGAGUCUGGCUUGGGAAAAUCCACUUUAAUUAACAGUCUGUUCCUGACUGAUCUCUAUCCAGAACGUUAUAUUCCUGGAGCUGCAGAGAAAAUAGAGAGAACUGUUCAAAUUGAAGCUUCUACGGUAGAGAUAGAAGAGCGAGGGGUGAAACUGCGUUUAACAGUAGUUGACACACCAGGAUAUGGAGAUGCCAUUAACAGCCAGGAUUGCUUCAAAACAAUUAUCCAGUACAUUGACAACCAGUUUGAAAGAUACCUUCAUGAUGAGAGCGGUCUAAACAGGCGCCACAUUAUAGACAACAGAGUCCACUGCUGUUUUUACUUCAUCUCUCCCUUUGGCCAUGGGCUGAAACCGUUAGAUGUAGAAUUCAUGAAGGCUCUUCAUGGAAAAGUCAACAUUGUCCCUGUGAUUGCCAAGGCUGACACACUGACGCUGAAGGAGAGAGAAAGGCUGAAGCGAAGAGUUCUGGAUGAGAUUUCUGAACAUGGGAUUAGGAUUUAUCAGCUCCCUGAUGCAGAUUCUGAUGAAGAUGAGGAGUUUAAAGAACAAACCAGAGUUUUAAAGGCUAGCAUUCCCUUCGCUGUUAUUGGAUCCAAUCAACUUAUUGAGGUGAAAGGGAAAAAAAUCAGAGGCCGUCUGUAUCCCUGGGGAGUUGUUGAAGUUGAAAAUCCAGAGCACAAUGAUUUCCUUAAGUUGCGCACAAUGCUUGUAACGCACAUGCAGGACCUGCAGGAGGUGACCCAAGAUUUGCACUACGAGAACUUCCGUUCGGAGAGGCUAAAACGAACUGGCAAGCCUGUUGAAGAAGAGGUGGUAGACAAGGAUAGAAUCCUCCAGCAGAAAGAGGCUGAGCUGCGCCGCAUGCAGGAGAUGAUUGCACAGAUGCAAGCCCAAAUGAGGAUGAAGCCUGGUGAUGAUUAGGAUGCUUAACAUCUAGAUGCAUCAGCAGUAUACAGUUCUCUAAGUGGAUGGGUGCUCUGUUUUCUUUGACCGAAGGGUAACGUUCAAAUGCAAAAGCUGGAUGCCGCAGAUCAAGACCUGCGUUAAAACAAACACAAAGUCUGAAGAUCGUGUUGUAAAACAGCUUGCUUUAUAUAUUCAAUGUUAAUCAAUUUAUAUUGUAUCUUUUUUGAUUCUUUUGGUAACACUGUCUUCAUACUUAUAAAUGUGCUUUUAUUAUCUUUCCUAUACCUUUUUAUACAGAAACUGAUAGUGCACUGUUUGGCGUAGUCAUUGUGAUGGGUUUAAGGAGUUAAUCGUGUAUCUGCUAGGUUAUUCUGAACAGUUUCGUGAUUAAUGCUAAAAGACUUUGUGGCCUGUUUACAGUAAACAUGUGUGUUUGCACAGUAUCAUAACUUUCACUUGCCAUUUUAAGUCAUUGUGUAUCCUAUCAGUUUUUCAUAACUUUCCCUGUGCUUUGGUUACUUUUGAAGCUUCGUCUCUGGUGAUUUGUAUUUGUGUGGUGUAUGAGAAAAUGUACGACACACUGAUGAUUCACCAGUGAUGCAAAGAAGCUGACUUUUCUAAAUCAUCGUGCCUUAACGUACCAUAAACACUAUGCAUGCCAACAGCUUCUCUGGAUGCCUCUGAAGAUUUGUCUUCAGGUCUCAACUAUCGAUUGCAAGAAUUUUUAUCACAGGCAUUUUUAUCUGUCAGCUGACUGAUGGCAUGUACUGAAUUUUUUAUAUACCAUAACACUAAUUUUCAUUCAAGUUUUGUAAUAAAUUGUACCAAU
Charadrius vociferus (killdeer) is the source of this 1968-nucleotide messenger RNA. Its product is annotated as septin-2. The record is from RefSeq and is a predicted model, not a curated record. The transcript is spliced from 13 exons. Gene Ontology annotation, cellular component: microtubule cytoskeleton; synaptic vesicle; septin complex. Gene Ontology annotation, molecular function: molecular adaptor activity; GTPase activity; GTP binding. NCBI's taxonomy places the organism in Eukaryota, Metazoa, Chordata, Aves, Charadriiformes, Charadriidae. Gene Ontology annotation, biological process: cytoskeleton-dependent cytokinesis; regulation of exocytosis; cell division. Bases 105 to 1154 code for a protein of 349 amino acids.